Messenger RNA from Penaeus monodon (black tiger shrimp), 1831 nucleotides. RefSeq names its product acyl-coenzyme A thioesterase 1-like. Lineage: Eukaryota; Metazoa; Arthropoda; Malacostraca; Decapoda; Penaeidae. The record is from RefSeq and is a predicted model, not a curated record. Gene Ontology annotation, biological process: fatty acid metabolic process; acyl-CoA metabolic process. Gene Ontology annotation, molecular function: fatty acyl-CoA hydrolase activity.
AUUUGGUAACAGUGCGAGUCAGUCCCAUAACAGUACUAUGCUGCAAGCUUCAAAAGUUCUUCAGUUUUCUUCUAAUUAUUUGUCAUCUAGAAAUAUCCAGACAAUGGCGCGAAGGUCCCUUCCCGGGCGUAGUUGACAUGUUUGGGACGGCAGGCGGGCUCUUGGAAUAUCGGUCGGCACAGCUAGCAUCAAGAGGGAUUGCUGCGUUGUCCCUUGCCUUCUUCGCAUAUGAUGACCUGCCCAAGACGCUGGAAGAAUUCAACAUUUCGUAUUUCGAGGAAGCUGUGGAGUUCCUUCUGAAACACGAAAAGGUGCGUGGUCCUGGGGUAGGGGUCAUUGGAACUAGCAAAGGGGGAGACCUGGCUUUGUCCAUGGCGGCCUUUAUUCCGUCCAUUGUAGCUUGCGUUACAAUCAAUUGUUACAACUCUCCAAUCGGUGCAGGAAUGCGUGUUAAGGAUCGUCUCUAUCCGUGUCUGCCAGAACAUGAAUAUCAUAACAUUAGUGUUGAUAACGAAGGUGCCUUUGUUAUACGUAAAGAUGUGCGUGACCCUCGUAAAAGCAAAGAGUCGACCCUCCCCAUCGAACAGAGCAAUGCAGCCUUUUUGUUCCUUGUUGGCAGCGAUGAUCAAAACAUACACUCUGAAUUUUAUGCCCAGUUGGCCUGUCAGCAACUACGUUCACACAACUACCAAAAGUGGUUUGAAGUUAGCUCAUAUCCUGGAGCAGGCCACCUUCUGGAGCCGCCAUACUCACCUCAUUGCUCGGCAUCAUUCCAGCACACCUUUAUGCUGCCUGUCCGCUGGGGGGGGAGGGGCAAGUUCCACAUCCUUGCACAGGAAAAGGCAUGGUCCAAGAUGAGGGAAUUUUUGCUCCAACAUUUAGGCUGUGACAAUAAUGUGGUGAAAGAAGCAGGCUGUCAAAAAGUUACAUUUUUGAAGAGUCAUUUGUAAUUGGUUUUCUUAGCAUUGUAACUUGUGCAGUAUUACCAUUGAAUGUUUGGAGAGAAAGGUGGUUGGAAAAACUAAUGAAUUUUCAAAGUUGGGGAAAAUCAUAGGUACCAUUAUUGCAUGUGAGGCUGUGAUCCACUCACUCUAGAUAAUUUUCAAAGUGAAUAGAAGAAGACUGAAAUUACAUAUAUAUAUGAAACUGCAGAAUUCCAUCAGUUGUAGAGAAAGCCAGUUAAAUGCAAGCCAAAUAACAUAUUUCCAUGUCUGUCUCCUUCAUGUAUGCUAUGCUGUUGACACUUUCAUUGAUGGUUGUAAAUAAUGGAAUAUUGUAAUUCAUAUAAAAAGUGCCUUCUUGUUAUUGUAUCUAUACUAUUUAUACUGUUUGAGGUGAGCUUUUGAAGUAGCACUCUAAGCUAGAUAUCUCAAUCAUAUCAUCAUGUGUGAUAUAUUUUUAAGUAAUUAUUUUUUGAGUUUGUGAUUUUUUUUUGACAUCCAUACAUGGUACAGAUAUGGUUUCUACAUGAUGACCUUAGAAUGAAUAUUUAUUGGUGUUCAGUCAAGUGUUUCUUCCAGAGAUGUGAUAACUCUUAAUCAACCAAUAAAGAUAAGGUUGUCAUAAUUAUAACACUUGUAUAGUUUUUAUUAGAGUGAGUAAUUUCACAAGAUUAAGUAUUCAUUAUUUUUAUCCUCCAGUCUUUAUUAUGUCUAUGCAGUCCUGAGGCCUUAGUGUUGAUACACUCAGUACUUUGCUUGUGAAAUUUUUCAUUUUCUUUAGUUUCUUCUCCAAUUUGUUUCCUGAAUGUAGAUAGCAUUGUUGAAUCAUUUGUUGCAUUCUGGCAUUUAAUCUGUUGGAUCCGGGUGAUUUGCAGCCCACACUAAAUUCC